Messenger RNA from Ascoidea rubescens DSM 1968, 882 nucleotides. RefSeq lists its product as uncharacterized. The transcript has a single exon. The record is from RefSeq and is a predicted model, not a curated record. Lineage: Eukaryota; Fungi; Ascomycota; Saccharomycetes; Ascoideales; Ascoideaceae. The coding region runs from base 1 to 882 and encodes 293 amino acids.
AUGGAUUAUUAUUAUGAUAAAAAGUCGGAUAAUUAUGAUGAUAUGCCAGGAUUAUCAUCAGGUUCCGAUACCGAAACAGAAGCAGAAAAUGAUUCCGAUUAUGAUUAUGAAUAUGAUUAUGAAUAUGAUUAUGAAUAUGAUUAUGAAUCAGAUAUCGAUAUCGAUAUUAAAAUUGAAAAUGUUAUAAAAAAUGGAUUAGAAAACAAUUUUAAUAAUCAAUAUAAUUAUUCUAAUAAUAAAUACCCUCAACCUUAUUUAUCAAAUUCAUCACUAAAUAAAAGCCAUUUUUAUGAUAAUGGUGUUCCCCAUAAAUUCAUCAACUCCAUCAAUAUAAAUAAAAAAGAAAUUGUUAUAAACAUUUUAGUUAAAUUAAUAGUUAAUCGAUUAAUCACUAAAAUAAGGCACAAAUCAGUUUCCAAAUAUACUACUACUACUACUACUACUACUAAUAAUAAUAAUAAUAAUAAUAAUAAUAAUAAUAAUAAUAAUAAUAUUUUUCAAGAAUUAUAUGAGUUUUUAAUUGAAUUAUUAAAAAGAACAAGAAUUACAUUAAACGAGUUAAUUAUUUCAUUGAUUUUAAUCAAUGAUUUUAACGAUAACUAUGAUAUUGGUUAUGAUAUGAAUUUAUUUAAAAAGAUUAUAUUAUCAUCGAUAAUUUAUUCCAAUAAAAUUUGUAAUAACAAUGAUGGUAAUGAUAUUGAUGAUAAAAAUUGGUCAAUUAUCACCGGAUUAUCAUCAAUUGAGAUUAAUAAAAUGGGUUUAGCAGCUAAAUCCAAUAUUAAAUUUGAGAUUAAGAACAAUGAAUAUAGGAUUAAUGAGUAUAAGAUUCAAUUGAAUAAAUUAGUUAAACAAGCUAUUCUUAAUAGGAUUGAAGUAAAUUAA